CUGCCUGGCCAGAGCGGGCCCUCGCGCGAUGGCAUGUCAGGCCGCCACUUCCUCCCUUCUAUGGUCUUGGAGGACUCCUGUUUCUCCCUGCGCUAAUCCUGUUCCUGUUGCAAAUAAAGCAACCUUUCCUUAUCCCUGUUUGGCUGUCAUUGGCUCUCAGCUAGGCGGACCCGACAUUUCGGUAACAGUUGCUGGCACCCUAGAUGGGACCCUCCUAGCUCGGACAUUGGACUCCGGACGGCUGUGGCGAACUAGAAGCGGCGCCACCGGGGUGCUUAGUCCCUCUUCCUCACUUCACCGCGGCCCCUGGGGUUCAUGCUCCGAUAAGUGCUGGGAUGAGAGAGUUGACUUUCAGGCUGCCUUUUUACAAACACUGGCAAAGUAUGUGCCAAACAUCUACUCUGCUGAAAUGGACCCCUUGCUGGAGAAGCAGGAAGAAAUGGCCCAGAUAAAAAUAUUUGACCCUCUGGAGUGGUACUUGUUUAGGGAAGACCCAGAUGUCUGCCUGGAGAAACUGCGGCAGUGCGGAGCUUCUCAACUCUGCGGGAAGGUAUUCAAAGGUGGGGAGACUACAUAUUCUUGCAGAGACUGUGCAAUUGAUCCAACUUGUGUACUCUGCAUGGACUGCUUCCAGAAUAGCAUUCACAAGAACCAUCGUUACAAGAUGCAUACUUCCACUGGAGGAGGGUUUUGUGACUGUGGGGAUACAGAGGCAUGGAAGACUGGACCACUUUGUACUAACCAUGAGCCUGGAGCGGCAAGCACUACAAAAGCGGUACAAAUAAUACAUAAAGAAAACUCCAAAUGCCCUGAAGAAGUCCCCAGUCAAAGAAGAGGUUGUCCGCCGUCAUAAUAAAAAUACAUUGUAGAUAUAACAUUGUGGGGAAAAAAAAAAAGAAGAGAAGGACCCACUUCAGUGCAGGUGCAAGAGAAGACGGACCACUACUACUGUGUUCUUUUCAAUGAUGAACAUCAUUCUUAUGACCAUGUCAUCUACAGUCUACAGAGAGCGCUUGGUUGUGAGCUCGGGGAAGCCCAGUUGCACACUACUGCAAUAGAUAAAGAGGGUCGUAGGGCUGUAAAAGAGGGACCUUAUGUAUCCUGUCAGGAAACAAAAGAAGAAAUCAAGAGGCACUCUGAGAAUGUCUCCCAACGACCACUUCAUGUGGAGGUUCUGCAUGCUGAUGUUAUGGCUCAUCAGAAAUUUGCCUUGCGCCUUGGUUCCUGGUUGAACAAACUUAUGAGCUAUUCAAGUGACUUCCGCCAGAUUUUCUGUCAAAUAUGCCUCAAAGAGGAAGCUGACUCUGAAAAGCCCUGCCUCAUAAGCAUGUUGAUGCUUUGGGAUGCAAAACUUCAUAAAGGGGCAAGGAAGAUCCUUCAUGAACUUAUCUUCAGCAGUUUUUUCAUGGAAAUGGAGUACAAAAAACUUUUUGCUAUUGAAUUUGUGAAGUAUUACAAGCCAUUGCAAAAAGAAUACAUCAGUGAUGACCAUGAUAGAAGUAUCUCAGUGACUGCUCUCUCAGUUCAGAUGUUCACUGUACCCACUUUGGCACGCCAUCUUAUUGAAGAGCAAAAUGUAAUUACUGUCAUCACAGAGACACUACUAGAAGUGCUGCCAGAGUACCUGGACAAUAAUGACAAGUUCAACUUCCAGGGUUACAGCCAGGACAAACUGGGUCGGGUGUAUGCAGUCAUAUGUGACCUCAAGUAUAUCUUAAUCACUAAGCCUACAGUGUGGACAGACAGAUUGAGGGUACGAUUUUUGGAAGGAUUCCGGUCUUUUCUGAGGAUUCUGACUUGCAUGCAGGGGAUGGAGGAGAUACAGAGACAGAUUGGUCAACAUAUUGAGGUGGACCCGGAUUGGGAAGCAGCCAUUGCUAUCCAGAUGCAGCUGAAGAACAUUCUUUUGAUGUUCCAAGAGUGGUGUGCCUGUGAUGAAGACCUGUUGCUGGAGGCUUACAAAGAGUGCCAUGCAGCUGUGAUGAGGUGCAGCACAAGUAGCCAAUCACGGGAGAAGACAGUGCUUCAGCUAUGUGGCCACACUCUGGAAAGCAAACGUUACAGAGUGUCAGUAGACCCUGUCAGCAUACACCUGCCACUGUCCAGGACGCUUGCAGGCCUACAUGUACGACUAAGCAAGACUGGAGCAAUCUCAAGACUGCAGGAGUUUGUGCCUUCUGAACAAUUCCAAGUGGAGCUGCUAAUGGAAUACCCUUUGCGCUGUCUAGUGUUGGUUGCUCAGGUUGCUGCAGAGAUGUGGAGAAGGAAUGGGCUCUCCCUGAUAAGCCAGGUGUUCUAUUACCAUGAUGUUAAAUGUAGAGAAGAGAUGUAUGAUAAAGACAUCAUCAUGCUGCAGAUUGGUGCAUCGUUUAUGGAUCCAAACCUUUUCCUGUUGCUGAUACUGCAGAGGUAUGAGCUUGUCAAUGCCUUCAAGAAGAUCGUGCCCACCAAAGACCAGGAUUUGACCAAGCAAUAUAAUAUAUUAAUAGAAGAAAUGCUGCAGGUUCUCAUCUAUGUUGUGGGGGAAAGAUACAUGCCUGGAGUGAGUAGUGUGACAAAAGAAGAAAUUACAAUGAGAGAAAUUAUUCAUCUGCUCUGCAUUGAACCAAUGGCUCACAGUGCUAUUGCCAAAUCUUUGCCUGAGAAUGAAAACAAUGAAACUGGCUUGGAGAAAGUAAUAAACAAAGUGGCCGUAUUCAAGAAACCGGGUGUGUCAGGCCAUGGAGUUUAUGAAUUGAAGGAUGAAUGCAUGAAAGAGUUCAAUAUGUUCUUUUAUCACUAUACCAAGACCCAGCACAGCAAGGCUGAACAUACGCAGAAGAAGAGAAGAAAACAAGAAAACAGAGAUGAAGCACUGCCACCUCCUCCCCCUCCUGAAUUCAGCCCAGCGUUCAGCAAUGUGGUGAAAGUUCUGAACUGUGAUAUCAUGAUGUAUAUCCUCAGGACUAUCCUUCAAAGGGCAGUACAACUGGAGACCCACUUAUGGACUGAAGCUAUGAUCCAGAUGGUACUUCACCUCCUUUGUCUGGGCUUACUGGAAGAGAAGCAGCAGCUAGAAAAGGCUCCAGAGGAAGAGGUGACCUUUGACUUCUAUCACAAAGCAUCAAGAAUGGGAAGCUCAGCCCUGAAUGCUCUGAACAUACUAAUGCUUCUGGAAAAACUAAAAUCAGUUCCUCAGUUAGAAGCACAGAAGGAUAUGAUCAACUGGAUACUGCAGAUGUUUGACACAGUGAAACGAUUGAGAGAAAAAUCAAGUUUGGUGGCAACAGCAGCAACUACAUCAGGAUCAGAAACUACAAAAGGCGAUGAGACUCAGAGCACUCAAGACAAAGAGAAGGCUGAACGGAAGAGGAAGGCAGAAGCUGCCAGGCUGCAUCGCCAGAAGAUAAUGGCCCAGAUGUCUGCUUUACAGAGGAAUUUCAUUGAAACUCAUAAACUCCUGUAUGAAAACACACAAGAGACACAGGGAAGAGAGGACUCUGUUAUGGAGGAGGAGAGCAUACCUUUGGCCAUUGAUUCUUCUAAAAUUGCCUUGGGACCCAAACGAGGUCCAUCUAUUACUGAAAAGGAAGUGUUGACCUGUAUUCUAUGUCAGGAGGAGCAGGAAGUGAGGCUGGAGAGUGCUGCGAUGGUAUUAUCAGCUUGUGUCCAGAAAUCCACUGCCUUAACUCAGCACAGGGGGAAAACUCUUGAACUCUCAGGUGGUAGGUAUCUCUCUUCAGCUAAGAACAUCAGCUGUUCCUGUUCUCUUCUUAGAACUCACUUCAGUGAUGUUUGUUUCACGCUUUCAGCCAAUCAGAUUACUGAAUAAUUACUUUUUUUUAAUGAAAAGUUACUUAAGAAUUUUAGUCGUAUAUUUUAGAUGGGCUUAAAAUCCUUGCCAUAAAACUAAAAAUCAGCUGUGGAGGAGAAUUUACUACCAUUCUCUCUUGUAAAACAAAGAUGAAUUCCAUGUGUACAUGACUCCUACUUUGAAUAAAU
Messenger RNA from Chelonoidis abingdonii (Abingdon island giant tortoise), 3981 nucleotides. The record is from RefSeq and is a predicted model, not a curated record. Lineage: Eukaryota; Metazoa; Chordata; Testudines; Testudinidae.